Messenger RNA from Grammomys surdaster, 2505 nucleotides. RefSeq names its product forkhead box F1 (gene Foxf1). Gene Ontology annotation, biological process: animal organ morphogenesis; regulation of transcription by RNA polymerase II. The record is from RefSeq and is a predicted model, not a curated record. Bases 8 to 1144 code for a protein of 378 amino acids. Gene Ontology annotation, molecular function: DNA-binding transcription factor activity, RNA polymerase II-specific; RNA polymerase II cis-regulatory region sequence-specific DNA binding. Gene Ontology annotation, cellular component: nucleus. Lineage: Eukaryota; Metazoa; Chordata; Mammalia; Rodentia; Muridae. The transcript is spliced from 2 exons.
CCACCCGAUGUCCGCGCCCGACAAGCAGCAGCCGCCGCACGGCGGGGGCACAGGAGGAGGCGGCGGCGCGGGCGGCCAGGCCAUGGACCCCGCGGCGGCGGGCCCCACCAAGGCCAAGAAGACCAACGCCGGCGUGCGGCGGCCGGAGAAGCCGCCCUACUCGUACAUCGCGCUCAUCGUCAUGGCCAUCCAGAGCUCGCCCAGCAAGCGCCUGACGCUCAGCGAGAUCUACCAGUUUCUUCAGGCGCGCUUCCCCUUCUUCCGCGGCGCCUACCAGGGCUGGAAGAACUCUGUGCGCCACAACCUGUCGCUCAACGAGUGCUUCAUCAAACUGCCCAAGGGCCUCGGGCGACCGGGCAAGGGCCACUACUGGACCAUCGACCCGGCUAGCGAGUUUAUGUUCGAGGAGGGCUCGUUCCGCCGGCGGCCGCGCGGCUUCCGAAGGAAAUGCCAGGCGCUCAAGCCUGUAUACAGCAUGGUGAACGGCCUGGGCUUCAAUCACCUCCCCGACACCUACGGCUUCCAGGGCUCCGGAGGCCUCUCCUGCGCGCCCAACAGCCUGGCGCUGGAAGGCGGCUUGGGUAUGAUGAAUGGCCACUUGGCGGGCAACGUGGACGGCAUGGCUUUGCCCAGCCACUCAGUGCCACACCUGCCCUCCAACGGCGGCCACUCGUACAUGGGUGGCUGCGGUGGCUCUGCGGCCGGGGAGUAUCCGCACCACGACAGCUCAGUGCCCGCUUCUCCGCUGCUGCCGGCCGGCGCCGGCGGGGUCAUGGAGCCGCACGCCGUUUACUCCAGCUCCACAGCAGCCUGGCCGCCCGCGGCCUCCGCGGCUCUCAACAGCGGGGCCUCCUACAUCAAGCAACAGCCUCUGUCCCCUUGCAACCCAGCGGCCAACCCCUUGUCUGGCAGCAUCUCCACGCACUCCCUGGACCAGCCAUACCUGCACCAAAACAGUCACAACGGGCCAGCGGAACUGCAAGGCAUCCCUCGGUAUCACUCGCAGUCACCCAGCAUGUGUGACAGAAAGGAGUUUGUCUUCUCUUUCAAUGCCAUGGCCUCUUCUUCUAUGCACACUACUGGUGGAGGGUCUUACUAUCACCAGCAGGUCACCUAUCAAGACAUCAAGCCCUGUGUGAUGUGAGGUGAGGCCAACAGGCCCUCCAGCCCAGCCUGGCCGGCCCAGGGACCAGGAGCCCACCGCCACAAACUGCUUUACUCUGGAGGUAUAACGCGUCAGCAAGAGAAAAGGGACAGCCCCACCCCUAACGGAUUAUUUGUAAAGAAAACCCCAACACAGACUGGGAGUAGCGGCUGGCGACUCCACCCCCACUCCCUCACUAAUUUCUAAAAAAACAGCGGCUGUGGGGCCAGGUCGCAGUGCAGCUGUCAGUAAAUAAAUACUUAUUUUCAACCCCAUUGAAAGCGGCCACGGAGGUGCUGUGUCCUGUGUCCUCGGGGAAGCCAGAUACACGGGAAGAGUUCUGCAGAGGUCUCUCCGCCCCUCCCACACCCAAGGACAGUUGUUUUAAGAAAAAAAGAGACACGAGAGACCAGUCAUCAAAAACUUUUAUUUUUGGUUGAGUAUUUAUCUUUUAGUUUUUAACUUUUUGAAAGAAUGUCUUGAACAGCUCUCUCUUCAGCCAUCUUUCUCCCCCUUCCGGGGAGGAGAAUGGGACCAGGUGUGGCAUCCCCUCUCCCAACCCGGGGUCUCUUCCAGCAAUCACAGGUGAAUCUUUAUGGGAAUGACACAGAUACCUGAAGCCACUGUUUGUCUUUUUUUUAAAAAAAAAAGAGAACAGUGUCUGAGAAGCUCUGUCCCAGCCUCCGGCCGUCCAUUUUCUUCUUCGUCCUCCAGCGUCUGUUUUUCACCUUGCUUGGAGUUACAUUUUGACUUUUCCCCUGGGUGUUUUUCUGUCUCGACUGUGACUCUCUGAAAAGAAAGGAACACAGUGAGAUGGGGGAACCUAGGUUCGAUCUGGCCGGUGUAGUUCAGGCGCUCUGACACGGUAGACGGGCUCAGCCUGCUAUUUAUUCUGCUUUACUUCCUUACUCAAAACACCACGUAGCUCUGCCCUCUCAGUAUUAAUGGUGUGACUUGGUUGGCAAUAUUUGCCAUGUAGAGUUGUUGUCAUUAUUGUGUGUGUGUUUUUUUAGAUAACCAUUGUAAAUUUGAAACAAAGACCAAUCUGUGUAAAAACAAAUUUCCAUAUGUUUUAUAUAAAUAUAUAUAAUAUGAAGGACUGUCCCCUUUCCCCCCUUUUAGUAUUUUGGCCGCAGAGGUGCGGCAUCUGUGACACAUAUUUUAAACCUCCUUUCUGCACUGUAUAAAAGGGACAAUCUGAGGGUAUGCUUUUUGUGUAUUUUUUUUUCCUACAAAAAGAACAAAAAUAAAAAUGUAUAACAUUUGUACAAGGCCUCCAAAACUCCUGUUGCUAGACAUAAAUCAGAAUGCCUGUUUUUUGGGAGAAAUAGUAGACCAACUAGUUACUACCUCAGGAGUGU